AUGGCCGCCUCGCUCGCCGCGUCCGCCGCCGCGUCGCCGGCGCCGUCCAAGGAGCAGCGCCGCGCGGCCAAGGCCGAGCGCAAGGCCGCCGCCCACGCUGCUGCGGCGGCAGCACCUGUCGCAGCACCGCCGGCCGCUGCCAGUGCGGCACCCGCAGUCGCAUCCGGCAGCCGCAGUGCCCGUGCCAGUGCGCCGCGCCCGCCGCGCAGUGCCUUCGUCGUGCGCUACGCCAGCAUGCAGAUGGCCAUCGCGCCCGCGCUGAGCGAGCGCCCGGCGCAGGCCGUGCAGGAGGCCUUUGACAGCAUGCUCAUGCGCUACGUGCCGCCGCUCGGCGGCGUGCUCGUCGCGCACGACGAGGCCAUGUUCCUCAGCAGCACGGCGCGCUUCGACGGCGACGGCGCAUAUGCCGUCGCGCCGGCGGCAAUCAAGUGUCUCGUGUGGGCGCCGACGGUGGGCAUGCGCGUCGAGGGGACCAUCACCCUCUCGACGCCGUCGCACGUCUCACUCCUGCUGCACGGCACGUUCAACGCCUCGAUCUCGGCCGCACACAUGCCCUCGGCGCAGGCUGCCCACGAGCCGUCAUCGUCCUUCCAGCGGCCCAACGCCGGCGCCGCCGAAUGGGAGUUCGUCGAGGACGAAGAGGCGGCGGCCGAGGAUGCCGCACGCCGCCGCGUCCUCGAGGGCGGCAGCGCCAGCGAGCAGAGCAGCGUCAAGGAGGAGGCUGCCGACGCCGACGAGGAGGAGGAGGAGGACAAGGCGGAUGCCGAGCCGGAGAGCAAGGCCGACGUCGAGCGCAGCGAGGGCUACUGGAAGCGCAAGAGCGAUGGCCAGCGCCUGGGCGGCGCCGACGGGCGCGUGGCGUUCACCAUCAUCGGCAUGACCAUCGCGAACCACCAGCUCUCGCUGCACGGCUCGCUGCUGCCGGCGCCUUUCUCCGUGCCGCUCAGUGUGCCCCUGCCGGCCAAGGCGGCCGCCGUUGUGCACCCUGUGCCGUCCGGCGAGGCGCGGCGUGUGCGCUGGCAGGACGAGAACUCGGAGGUGUCGGACGAUCCUGCCGCGGCGCCGGCCGCAGCGGCACCCUCUGCGGAUAGCCGCGGCAAGAAGCGCAAGCUGAAGGUCGGGCCACAGUCCGACGCCGAGGCCAGCGCGUCCGAGUCCGAGCCCGAGCGCGCCGAGAAGAAGCAGCGGAAAAAGGACAAGAAGGCGGGCGGCGCAUCGGAGUCUGAGGCCGAGCGGGCAGAGAAGAAGCAGCGGAGGAAAGACAAGAAGGCGAAGCGCGAGCAGCACUAGGGGUCUGCGCGGCGCUGCAAUGCAUCUCCCGUCACUGUCUCUGC
Molecule: messenger RNA, 1334 nt
Organism: Tilletiopsis washingtonensis
Lineage: Eukaryota; Fungi; Basidiomycota; Exobasidiomycetes; Entylomatales
Exons: 4
Coding region: 1-1290 (429 amino acids)
Biological process (GO): DNA-templated transcription initiation
Cellular component (GO): RNA polymerase I complex
Source: RefSeq, a predicted model, not a curated record